AUGAGUGAUGAAGAACUACAACAUUCAUUAAUAUCUCGAAUAAAUGAACAACCAAUAUAUGAAAUUCUUAAAUUUUUCAAUAGUUCAACAUGUUUUAAAUUCGAAAUUCUGGAAGAAUUUAUAAAAUUUAAAUAUAUCUAUCAUAGACUAUUAUAUGAUACAUUAUUUGUUAUUACAAACAACUUAAAAGAACAAACAAUUGUUUCAACAGCAAGCAAAAAUCUUGAUGGUGUAGCACUGAAUAUCAAUGAAACAAGAUUUAUUAUCAGUCCAUAUGCGAAUAGAAUGUUUAGUUUAUCAUAA
This is a messenger RNA of Rotaria sp. Silwood2, 303 nucleotides long. The record is from the annotation of a GenBank genome assembly. Lineage: Eukaryota; Metazoa; Rotifera; Eurotatoria; Philodinida; Philodinidae.